Messenger RNA from Larimichthys crocea (large yellow croaker), 4538 nucleotides. It is a transcript of the gene efcc1, whose product is annotated as EF-hand and coiled-coil domain containing 1. Gene Ontology annotation, molecular function: calcium ion binding. The transcript is spliced from 8 exons. The record is from RefSeq and is a predicted model, not a curated record. The coding region runs from base 373 to 2271 and encodes 632 amino acids. NCBI's taxonomy places the organism in Eukaryota, Metazoa, Chordata, Actinopteri, Sciaenidae.
UGCGUGCGCGUAAAAAGUUGAAACAAAGAGAGUCUGCUCCACAGUUUAUCAGUCUCAUGGGGAUCUUACAUCUCAACAAGGUCUAACCCAAGUGAAUGACACAAGUUUACACACCUGGUGGCAAUUAUAGUCAGGCGAACGGCAGUUUGAGACCGUUAUAUGUGUAUGUUAGCGACUCCUGGUCGGGACCCCUGGUUUUGGGUUUGGGGGGCAGUGCUAAAUUCAAAUCUGCUCUGUCUUUAACACACGCCUCAUUUCAGCCCCGCCAGUCCACACAGAGGUUUGUGCCGAGAGGAUGAACACGGCCGAUGCUGUUCAGAGAACCAGAGUCGCCGUGUUCACUUUGAGGAGAUAUGAUGCGGCUCAGUAGACAUGAUGGAUGCAAUAGACUCCAUUGAUCCAUACAGCCGACCAGCGCGCAGGACACAAUGGAUAGUCAGCACUCUGGCUUACCAUUACGGACUGGACCGGGGAGUGGAGAACGAAAUUAUAGUUUUGGCCACCGGGUUGGAUCAGUACCUGCAGGAGAUUUUCCAUCACAUGGACUAUCAAGGUGGAGGCAAAAUCCCCGUGGAGGACUUUAACAUCCUGUGUGAAGUUUUGGGACUGAACAAAGACUCGGAGGAAUGCGCCGGAGUUUUAGAUCAUUUACCCAGCGAGCUCACCUUCAGACACUUCCACGCCAAACUGUGCGGAUACUUCAGCACCAAGGCGGGGUGUCAGUAUGAGAACGGCCGGCUGCUGGUCGGGAAGGACAGCGAACACAUAGAGACUCAGAUCCGCCUGAGAAGCCCUCUGAGGCGGCGAGAGAAGCUGCUGUCUGUGGGUCCCUCCACGGAGGGACGACACGCCUCCGGCUGCAGGCUCGGAUCCUGCACUAAAGAGUGCUAUGAGGAGAUAGUGGCUCUGGAGGAAGCAGAGGACCGAAUAUCGAAACUGGAAGACGAGAAUGCGAGUUUGAGGGAGCUGAUUGAGGACAUGCGAGCCGCGCUUCAGAGCAGUGAUGCCCGCUGUUUGGCUCUGCAGGUAGGACUAUGGAAAAGCCACUCCAAACAUAAACCAGAGGAAGGCUGUUUUGUAGCCCACCAGAAACAAGCUGGUCAGAAAAAUAUGAGCAGUGCCAGCCUGAAAAGCAGCACCUACAGCAACCUGAAGAGCCUGCAGAACAUUAUCCAUGAGAUAGAGCUGCUGCGGAGCUCCAGAGACCGACAGGUAGAGGAGGCCAUGCUGUGUAAUCAGAGACUGGAACAGGAACUGUGGAGCUCUAAAGAGACUGUGGCCGCUUUGGAGGACUGCAACCAAGCCCUAAAGAGGGAGCAGGUGACCAUGAGGAGGAAAGUGGAGGAGGCCAGGCAGGCGCUGCUCAGUGGCCUGGGUAAGGUUAAGGAACUGGAAACCAAGGCCAGUCAUGUGCCGGCCCUGCAGAGACACAUCCUCCAGCUGGAAUCAGAACUCCUCUACUACAGGUCGGAGGUGUCCAAACUACAGCUCCCAAGCAGCACCAGGACAGAGCAGCAGAUGAGUGUUGGCAGCAGGCCCGGUCAGAGAUGUUGCUCAGACUCCCAACAUGACCGCUGCUCUCCGACAGGGCGUGCUGUGACGACCCCGGAUAAGAUGGAGGAGCAGCUGUUUCGUUCGGUGGAGGGCCAGGCGGCCUCUGACGAGGAGGAGGACAAGUGGACCGGAGAUCAGCAGAGGCAGGUGGACGAGGUGAAGAGGAUCCUGACCAGGCUGUCCUGCUGUGGGGAGAGGUGCGAUGACAAGGCGUUCAAGAAGCUGAUGUCAAAUUUCGGGAGCUCGAGGAGCGAGGAGAGCUGCAGCGCUGUGGUGGAGCUCCUGGAGAGGGUGACCAGGUUGCAUAAGCAACUGGAGCUGAAGGAGAGCCAGGCAGAGAUAGACAUGGACCAGAUGAAGGACUCUCUGGUGCAAGAGCUGCAGCAGAAGGCGGAGGAGACAGAGCUGCUUCAGAUGGAGCUGCAGAUGCUGGAGACGGAGAGAGUCCGUCUGUCACUGGUGGAGGAGAAACUCGUGGACAUCUUGCAGCUCCUCCAGCAGCUCAGAGACUUGAAUGUCUCGCGGCGGUCUCUUGGGAAAAUCUUGCUCAGCACUUUGGAGUCUUGCAGUGACCCACAGCACGGGAAGGCCCACAUUCUGGAGGUGCUCAACGCUCUCUAUCAUGAACUGGCUGCCUGUGAGAUUCUGUCUACUGGUGGACCUCUGGAGCGAACACAGAGUCAGCAGUCUCUGAACGCCCUCGUCAUCACCUGCUAAUCAAGACUGCCUCCUGCUGGGCCAGAGAUGCUCCAACAUCUUGUGGAGGACAGAAAGCUUAACAGCGGUCCAAAAGCAAGCCCAUUGAUGUGUAUAGUGUAUUAUACAGUAGCUUAUAUACUCCUGAGACCCUAUUAUCUAUAAAGGAAUAUUAGUCUAGAAUGUUAAUUAGUAUAGCAAAGGGCUUAUAACACUUAAAGGAAAUUUGUGCUUAUACAUGUUUUCUCUACAUCUUUUAUUGCACAUAACUCUUUUGUGAUCCAAUAUGGAUUUUUAUUUUUUCCCACAACAAAGUUCUAAAUGUGAAAAUGUUGAAAUAAGCUAAACCUUAAAGGGGCAUCAAGUAGUCUGUGAAAUGUAUCCACCUCCACUGAUGAACAGGUCGACAUCCCUGAUAGAACUAAAAGAAAACUGUGUUUAAGUUUACAUGGUUUAUUUGUCCAAGUCUGCAUUUCAAGCUCAGAUGUAUCAGACAAGUGCAGUUCAUGUUUGACCAAAUGUUGAGAACACAAUUGUUCUGAGGAUGCCUCAGUGUCGAUUAAAGGUCCAGUGUGUCAGAUUUAUGGGGCCCUAUUUACAGAAUAUGACACAAUAUGAAAUUGAAUACUAUGUUUUCAUUAGUGUAUAAUCACCUGAAAAUAAGAAUUUGUGUUUUUGUUACAUUGGAAUGAGUCUUUUAUUUCUACAGACACUACUCCUCCAAUCCUCUCUCACCACCAUGUUUAAUCACAAUGUUUGUACAGUAUUCCAGAAGAGACAAACUGAACACUGACUCUGAAGAGGGCCUUUUCUGUGUUUCAUGCCAAGAAAGGAGAAGGUGAAAUAAGGGGGUUGCGUUCCUCAACUACACCGUUAGAUGCCACAAAAUCCUACACACUGGACCUUUUAAUGGUGUGUUUAGGGGGUUCAUUGAUUAACAUCAGUAAUGUUAGGAAUCAUCAGCCAUUUUGUAUCUGUUUGGUAUAGAGUGUUGCAAGAAUAAGUCCUCAAACUUAGAAAUGAGUCAGCAUUUUUGCACUUCUGGUUCCCUCGUCAAAAAGUCAAUGAGUUUUUUGUUAGAUUCUCUAAAUGAGUUCUGUGGUUAAUACACGCUUAAGAGAAUUUUACAUAAAAUAUGUUGGUAAAUACCCCACGUGAAUUCUGAAGCUUGUACGUGUAAGAAAAGUGGUUGCUAACAAGUUGCUUAAGAAGACUAUGGAAGUUAGCGACCGUCAUGUUGAACACAAAAACGUAUCACCACUCCGCCUUUACAGCCUCGUUGUGUUUAUACUGACGCUCGUGAAAACUACUCAGAGAUUUUAAUUACAAGCUGACAUGAAUAAAUUACAAGCUUAGUGGUGACAUUAAAGUCAAGUGACUGUGGUGUAGUUUGUUUAUAGCCUAGUAUUAGCUUUUUACUACUGGCAAUUGCAUUGACGCUUCAAAGAAAUUGGUGUAUGAUAAACCUUUGUUUACCACAGAGUUUAUUUUCUGGAAUAAUGCAAAAAACCAGUAUUGGAUGGGGCGAUAUCAGUCUUUUGGGCCUUCAAAAUAUGUCAUCCCUGCAGCACUCUAUUAGCUCAUCUCUCAGUGAUAUUGUGCAUCGCAUGAAUUUAACAAUGAAAACGCUCUGCAAAUUGUAAAUACUGACAGUCACUAACUGAAGAUCGUGCUUGUUCCAAAUAUUUUGACCAUAUCAUCCGCAAGCGGAUGGAUAGGUAGUGUUUUUGAGAUGAGAUGAGAAUAACGGAAUGUUUGAACACCUACAUUUCCCUGACAACUGAGCAAAAUCCAUCUGCUGAUUGAGACCAUGUGAUAUGGGCAAAAGUUCAGAACAAGCAAGCGAGUGGACUUUGAUUUGAAUUUGUUUCUCGACUGCUGUUUCCAAGGUCAAGAAUAAAGCAUUCAGCUGUUGUUGGCAGCCUGCACCUGUUGUUAACUACAGGUUGUAAAUAAAUGCAGGUUUUAUGGGUUCAGUAUAUUUACCAUUAACCUGCUACACUGUUAGUCCAUGAUAUCGUAUGUUGAGGUUGACAGUAAACUCUGUUAUCACCACUGAUAUUUACUAGUUUGUCUGCCUGUUAAAGGCAACUUCCUGGUGCUGAAGUUGGAAACAAAAUGCCCAAAUGCAUCAUUUGUUUUGGUCUCUGUGAGCCUUGACCAUGCAGGCUUAGAUAAGUAUUCAGAUUUGUUAAAUAGUUGCUGUGUUCGAAUGAAGGUCUUGGAUGCAAAAAGCACUCACUGGUGUCACUGAAUCCUUCCAUUAAAGCCUUUGAUGUAUACAGUCU